Caenorhabditis sp. 36 PRJEB53466 is the source of this 2930-nucleotide messenger RNA. Lineage: Eukaryota; Metazoa; Nematoda; Chromadorea; Rhabditida; Rhabditidae. The record is from the annotation of a GenBank genome assembly.
AUGCACCACGACAUCCAACGACCGCCACCGCCGUCCACGCAAACGAAGACGUCGGAAAUCGGAACGGCUUCGUCCGAGGUUGACUUUGAUAGCAAUGUGACCGUGCGGACGAUGCGUUCUCUCAAAGAUUGGUGAGUUUGGGGAGGAGAAGAGGGAGAGGGAGAGGGAGAGAACUUUGUAUUCUCGAGCAAAUAUCUAGCCUGGCCGAUGUACGCCUUCUGAAUGAAUGGCAAUGUAAUCUUGGCAAACAUGUUCUUCGAGUUGUGUUGCGUUUUAUGAAAGUAUCAGUCGGAAAGGCUUCGACGUCUGAAACUGUUAUUAUUUAACCCGAUGAGGUGACUCGUUUCCUAACUUCUACUCGCAUUAAAACUGUUUCCAGGGCCUCAUCCAGCAAGAAUUUAGCCAAUCAAAUUGUGAUCGAGGUGCCCAUCAAAUCGUACCGAAACCUCAAAAAGUACAAUGGAGUCGGGUCGGCGCACCGCGAAACGAAACACUUCACAAGUAGGUCUUCUUAUCAGAGAAAUAUUAUCGGCUCUAAUUGAUCAGUGAUAAUUCUGAUAAGAGUAAUUCAAAAAAUAGUAGGGGUUUAGAAGUUUAUUUCAGUUUUUAUUCUCAAGCGGAUACGAUUAGAUCACAAUGCGAACAAGAAUACUGCGUCCUACUGGUUUUGAUCCCACUGGCACAGUUCUCUGUGUCCAACUUUCCAAAAUCAUUGAACUUUCGUCCUAGUCCAAAUAUAGCAAACUCCUUUGUGAUAAGAAGCCCUUAACGACGACGUCGUCUCCCCCUAUUUGCUCCUUUCACUCUUUGCAGGCACCACCACAAUGCACGGUCCGAAACGAAUAUUCUACGGAAAAGGAUUCGCGCGCGCCUUCUGGAUCCUCAUCGUCGCGUUGGCGUUGGCGAUGCUCGUCUUCCAGAUCGUCGUCCUCCUUCAGAUGUACUUCUCGAAGCCGACGCUCUCGCAAGUGUCGUUCAUUGUCAACGAGGGCGGAAUGGACUUCCCGGCCGUCACCGUGUGCAACUUCAAUCCCAUCAAAAAGUCCUACGUCAGGGAGCUUAAUGUGUCCGGGGAUUUGUCGGGGGAAACACUCGAGUACCUUCUGCAGACGAACAUGGACACGAUGUUUGUCUUCAGUAAUCUAGACAGAUACAAUCUGAAAAAGAGUGAGAUAAUCGGAAAUGACGUGGCAGAAGGCGUGAUUUGCAGUCCAUGAAGACGCUGAAACGUACUUUGCGAACCACACAGACUUCCAAAUCAUAAAGUUUCUCCGGACGGCCGGCUACGAUUGCAGCGAGAUGUUUCUCACCUGUUACUUCGGAGGCAGAAGGUAUUCGAGAUCUUCUGUAGCUUCAAUGAACACUGAUUCAUCAGAUUCGACUGUUGCAAGUACAUGAGCGCGAAGAUUACAUCGCUCGGAAAGUGCUGGGAACUCGACCUGCAGAAUUUGGCUCCGGACUGGAUGCGAAAACAAAUAUCUCCGGGAGUGGAGGCAGGGCUUCAGAUCAUUGCUGACGCGAGAUUAGAGGAAGAGUUGAAGGGCGAGCAGGGGGAUGCGAAUGCGAUCUUCUCGGAUAUCUACGAGAACGGCUUCCGCUACUAUAUCCAUCCGCCCGGCGCCAAUGCGGAACUCUCCUCCGAAGGCAUCAGUGUUUCCCCUUCCCGCACUGUUUACUCGGCCAUCAAGACUGUUUCGGUUGGUUUCCCUUCCUCUCGGCUCAAUUAUCUCUCUGUUCAGCACAACCUUCUCAACCGCAGGAACUGGGGUAACUGCUCGGAGCACUGGCCGGAGCACUACGACACUUUCCUCGCGUAUUCCUCGUCUGCGUGCCGUGCUCUCUGCAUUGCCCAGUACUUCAAUGACACCUGCGGAUGUGCUCCGUUCACUUACAACGUCGAUGGAAGUGCGUUCGUCCUGAAUACCAGCGAAUAGUGUCAGUUUCAGAGAAGAAAAUAUGUGCUCCGUACGAAUCGGUGACUUGCAUGGACGAUCACAUGCUGCGGAAGCUGAACGGAACCGACUAUCUGGAACUUCCCGACUGUACAGAGUGUCAUAUGGAAUGCCAAAGCACGAGUUACACUUCCUACAACUCCUAUGGAGACGGUUUCAACAGAGGCUCGUUGGAAUGGCUGAAAAAGUUGACGAACAAGUCGGAAACGCACAUCCGCGACAACGUGGCAGUCAUCAACAUUUUCUUCCUCGAGAUGUUCUACACCUCGUACUCGCAAAUUCAGUCCACGUCACUCACGGAAAUCCUAUCGGAUAUCGGUGGAAACAUGGGCAUGUUCCUCGGAAUGUCGGUGAUCACAAUCACAGAACUCUCCCUUUACUUUUCGAAAAUCUUCUGGAUAAUGGUUUCGAAACGAAGAAGACAGUACAUGUAUUCGAAGAAGAAGACGGAGAAGGAGAAAGAGCAGCAGCUGGAGGAAGCGGUCAAAGAGUUCCAGGAUAGGAGAUCCAGACGGAACUCGAGGGAAAACAUCUCAUCCCUGAGCAACUUCAGUAAUCGGAUAGCGCCAGUUGACGAGUUGCCGCGCAAGUUUGGCUACAAAAACUCUGAUGAGAACUAUUCGAAUUCGAGUUUGGACAGUGUGGUAGGUUAUUUGCUGAUAUAUGUUUGUGAGCAAAUGAUAUCAUAAAGUUAAUGUGAUACAGUACCUCGAGUGCCUAUCGGAAAACCACUCUCCGCCUCUUUCCCAUCAACUUUUAAGAUUUCAGAUUGAGUUGAAAUUCGAUGUGAACGAACUGCGUCGCCAGUUAAAUCAAGCGAACUCUGACGGAAUCGCCCGUAUCCGUCUUCCCAGCCAGCCGCAAAUAGUCGAGAACAACUCGAAUACUCCACCCAUUUUCACAAUAGAAGCUUCUCCGUCGCGGAAGGCCUCCGAGACGCCGAGCCCUCCGCAUCCAAAGUUCCCGUCUUCCAGAUGA